AUAUUUCAGAGUAACAAGGAAGUUGUUCCAUUUUUCCCUCUUUGCCUUUCCCCUUUGUUCUUUCUUCUAUCUUGGGUUUGAGAAGAGGAGAAGGAAAACUUGUGUCUUUUAAAUAUAUGCAAAAGAAAUACAUUUAUAUGGAGAUGUAUGGGCAGAAGAAAGCUUAAAUGUAGGCCUAAUAUUUGCUGAGGAGAAGAAUUGUUUCUUCGCAGGGGGGUUCAACCACCACCUACCUUUUUUUCCUUAGCCAACAAACGAUGUUAAAUGAAACAUUGAAUUCAUUUCUCCAAUAUCUCUUGUUUUCUCCCUUGUCCAUCCCCCUCUAGCACUCUGUAUUUAGUUUCAAGAGAAAUUUCCUCACACUCCUCCAUAAUUUCUCUUAGGUAGACCUAGCCUGUUGUCCUCCACCGAUUUGCAGAAAAAACUAAAUGAGCAAAACCCUCACAAUUUAUUCUUCUUCUUACCUUUUAUGAUAGAGUUGGAUAUUUCUCUACAAACACAGGACUCAGUUUUAUCUUUCACGUUCAGUCCACAUCUCUCUUUCUUUCUGGGGCCAGGAUAUCAGUUAUUUUAGCACCUUGGUGAAUGUUUUCGAGAGUUUCUCAAAUGGCUGUAAUGUGCAAAACCAGAUCGGUUUUAGCAUUAACAGGCAGAAUUUUAAACGAGGCCGUUAGCUUCAUUGUCUUUUGUUUUCUCGACCUUCUCGAUUUCCUUCUAUGUUUCGUUUACAGAAUCGUUGAUUUCUUUAUUGAAGCCGAAUGGAAGCCUUGUUACUGUUCCUCCUCCAAAGAGGUCAUUACAAGUGGUGGCAAGAUCCUUGUCUCCGAGCAAGGUGAGUCCAAGGUAGUUUGUCUCAGUUCCAGCAAAUUACAACUAGAGGACAUUUCAGACACCCUCUACACGCGCCAUUCUCCUGUCUCUGUACUCUCCAAGUUAACCAUAGCCGAGCUAAAGAAGCUCAAAGUAGAUACUAACAUUGUCCAAUCUUGCGAGAAGAUUAAGAAAGGCAGGACUGUUAGAUCCACAUUCUCUGUCAAUUCCACCAUUGUUGAAAUGCUUCAAGGAAAGAUGGUUGGGCAGCAAUUGCAUCCGAUCCCAAGAUGGUCCGAUUGUGAUUGUCAGUUUUGCACUUCUUGGACCUCCUCUAACAAAGAAACCCUUUUUGUUAGAGCUGAGGGACCAAAAGACAACCCACGGGAAGAUGUGCUAUUCAUUCAUGGGUUCAUUUCAUCGUCGGCAUUUUGGACGGAAACUUUGUUUCCAAACUUCUCAACUUCUGCUAAAUCAACAUAUCGAUUUCUCGCCGUAGAUCUGCUGGGAUUUGGGAGAAGUCCUAAGCCAGUGGACUCCCUUUACACACUGCGAGAGCAUGUGGAGAUGAUUGAAAAAUCCGUCCUUGAACAAUAUAAAGUUAAAUCCUUUCAUAUUGUGGCUCAUUCAUUAGGAUGCAUUUUGGCCCUCGCUCUCGCUGUGAAAUACCCCGGAUCCGUCAAGUCCCUUACACUUCUUGCCCCUCCAUAUUACCCUGUGCCCAAGGGCGAACAAGGCACGCAAUAUGUGAUGAGGAAGAUUGCACCGCGGCGCGUGUGGCCACCCAUGGCAUUGUGCGCGUCAAUCGGGUGCUGGUAUGAGCACAUCACUCGGACGGUUUGCCUGUUGAUCUGCAAGAACCACCGGCUGUGGGAAUUUCUCACCAAACUGGUCACCAGAAACAGGAUCAGGACAUUCUUGCUUGAAGGCUUUUUCUGCCACACUCACAAUGCGGCAUGGCAUACACUCCACAACAUCAUCUGCGGCACCGCCAGCAAGCUAGACGGCUACCUCGAUGUGGUCUGCGACUGCCUGAAAUGCGAUGUCACCAUAUUCCAUGGGAAAGAUGAUGAAUUGAUUCCGGUUGAAUGUAGCCACAAUGUCCAAGCUAGGAUCCCCCGUGCUCGUGUAAAGAUCAUUGAGAACAAAGAUCAUAUCACCAUUGUUGUUGGAAGACAGAAAGCUUUUGCUAGGGAACUUGAGGAGAUAUGGAAGACAUCAUCAAGUGGUUUAUAAAUCCUCUUCUAUUCAAACAGAUCCAUAAAAUUAAUCAUGCCCAAUCGAGUGGAUUAAGAUUUUGCAUGAGAUUGGUGCUUCAGCUAGCUUUCCUACUACUUCUUUCAAGUUUCAAGAGUGAAAUUGUGGAGAUUGGCACCCACCAUAAUGGGGGUUGUGUAUUGCGUAAUUACAAUAUGUGUGACAGUGAAUGCCAUAAAAAAAAAAAAA
Molecule: messenger RNA, 2256 nt
Organism: Rubroshorea leprosula
Lineage: Eukaryota; Viridiplantae; Streptophyta; Magnoliopsida; Malvales; Dipterocarpaceae
Source: the annotation of a GenBank genome assembly